Molecule: messenger RNA, 1416 nt
Organism: Alternaria rosae
Lineage: Eukaryota; Fungi; Ascomycota; Dothideomycetes; Pleosporales; Pleosporaceae
Product: 26S protease regulatory subunit 8
Exons: 2
Coding region: 167-1336 (389 amino acids)
Biological process (GO): proteasome-mediated ubiquitin-dependent protein catabolic process
Cellular component (GO): proteasome regulatory particle, base subcomplex
Molecular function (GO): proteasome-activating activity; ATP binding; ATP hydrolysis activity
Source: RefSeq, a predicted model, not a curated record
CGCCGUCACAGGCGUCAACACCAAGGUGCACCAGUCGCCAUCGCUAUCUCACCCACAACUUCUACUCCACCGUCUUCGCCGUCGCUCGCCACACGAUUUGCUUAGAUAUAAACCCACCUCAUACAACACCCUAGCCUAAUCACCGCCGCCGGCGCCCGCCACAGCCAUGGCGCUCGAUACCUUCUUCCACAACAAGAUCGAGACGAUGAAGCUCGAGAUCAUACAGGGACAGGCCAAGCUACGACGACUUGAGGCUCAGCGUAAUGACUAUAACUCAAGAGUACGGUUAUUGCGAGAAGAGCUCGGCCUUCUGCAGCAACCGGGAUCCUACGUUGGAGAGGUGGUAAAGGUCAUGGGUACCAAGAAGGUGCUCGUAAAGGUUCACCCUGAAGGCAAAUACGUCGUCGAUGUCGCGGACAGCGUCGAUAUCAGCAAACUCACUGCCGGAAAGCGCGUCACUCUCCUCAGCGACUCCUACAAGCUCGAGAAGCUCCUUCCCUCGUCCGUCGAUCCCCUCGUCUCGCUCAUGAUGGUUGAGAAGGUGCCCGACAGCACAUACGACAUGAUUGGUGGUCUGGAUCAGCAGAUCAAGGAGAUCAAGGAAGUCAUUGAGCUGGGUCUGCAACAUCCCGAACUCUUCGAAUCGCUCGGUAUCGCUCAGCCCAAGGGUGUUCUGCUAUACGGUCCGCCCGGAACAGGAAAGACUCUGCUUGCGCGUGCGGUUGCACAUCAUGCCGACUGCAAGUUCAUUCGUGUGUCUGGUAGCGAGCUGGUACAAAAGUACAUUGGUGAGGGUAGUCGCAUGGUCCGUGAACUCUUCGUCAUGGCUCGAGAACACGCACCUAGCAUUAUCUUCAUGGACGAGAUUGACAGUAUUGGAUCAAGUCGAGUGGAGGGAAGCUCAGGUGGUGAUUCCGAGGUCCAGCGAACCAUGUUGGAGUUGCUGAACCAGUUGGACGGUUUCGAGCCAACCAAGAACAUCAAGAUCAUCAUGGCGACCAACCGACUUGACAUCCUAGAUCCCGCCCUCCUGCGACCCGGACGUAUCGACCGAAAGAUAGAGUUCCCCCCGCCAACUGUCGAGGCGCGUGCCGACAUUCUGCGCAUUCACUCUAGGAGCAUGAACUUGACGCGUGGCAUCAACCUGACAAAGGUCGCGGAGAAGAUGAAUGGAUGUUCAGGUGCUGAGCUGAAGGGUGUGUGCACCGAGGCUGGUAUGUACGCCCUCAGGGAGAGGAGAGUGCACGUCACACAGGAGGACUUUGAUCUGGCGACCGCUAAGGUGCUCAACAAGCACGACGACAAGGCGACCAGUUUGAGCAAGCUUUGGAAGUAGACCGUGUCUCAUGGUCUUGCUACUGCACUGGCCUGCAUUAUGCAUUGCUGGUGUUUACGUCGAGAUUAUGUACACCAAAC